Messenger RNA from Limanda limanda (common dab), 1911 nucleotides. RefSeq names its product dual specificity phosphatase 28 (gene dusp28). The transcript is spliced from 3 exons. Lineage: Eukaryota; Metazoa; Chordata; Actinopteri; Pleuronectiformes; Pleuronectidae. The record is from RefSeq and is a predicted model, not a curated record. Gene Ontology annotation, biological process: protein dephosphorylation. The coding region runs from base 67 to 513 and encodes 148 amino acids. Gene Ontology annotation, molecular function: MAP kinase tyrosine/serine/threonine phosphatase activity. Gene Ontology annotation, cellular component: cytoplasm.
AACAGGGAACACUAUCAUCUGACAGCUGGAGCCUCCAGGGUCAGUUCAACCCCCCCACUGACCAGGAUGCUGCAGCUGUGUAAAGUCACCAAAGCUCUGUUCAUCAGCGAUGCUCGUUCUGCCUGCAGUGAGGAGCUCCUCCAGCAGGAGGCGGUGACGCUCUGCAUCAACGUGUCCAAGCAGCAGCCCUUUCCCUCCACUGGCGUCACCAAGCUGCAGGUACCUGUGUACGAUGACCCCAACGAGGACCUGUUAAGCUACUUCGACCGAUGUGCAGACGCCAUCCAGAAGGAGGCGGACCGCGGAGGACGCAGCGUCGUCUACUGCAAGAACGGACGCAGCCGCUCGGCCACCAUCUGCAUCGCCUACCUGAUGAAGCACCGCCGGCUGAACCUCACACAGGCCUUACAGAAGGUGAAGACGGCUCGGCACGUGAUCGAUCCGAACCCCGGCUUCAUGUCUCAGCUGCAGAGAUACGAACAUGAUCUGCGUAAAAGACGAGGAGAAUCCUGAUCCUCCGCUGAAGACCCUGGACCCGCUCUGAAGGUCAACGGCUUCCUCUCUGUCCACCGCUGCAGCUCCAUCUGAGCUCCAUCACUUCUGACUGUGAAUAUUUAAACUUAAUCAACCAUAGAUUCUAGAUUCAAAAUGAACUUUAGCUAUUGAUGUGAACAGCAAAAUUGUAGAUCAUUGAAGUCAUCGUUUGUCCAUAAUGAAACAUUAUAUUACAGAUCCUGUACUGUACAUAGUUUAGAUAUUUAGUAACAGGGAAAUUAACAACUUUAACUUAAUAUAACCGUAAUUGUUAUUGGCAUAUUUAUAGAGUAAAAUAAAAAAUUUGACCAAAAGGUAGUAUAGAUAUAAACUGCACAACGAUGCUAAUACUGAAGUAUACAAUGCACAGUGAUGCGAUGCAAAUCAAUAUGCAAAAACAUUAACUAUUUUCUGACAUUUCAUUAAUUAAACAAAUAAUUGAUUAGUUGCGUGCAUGGAAGUCGCCUGGAAACAGGAAGCACUGUGAUCAGUGUGAGCUCAUCUCUCCACCAGCUUGAUCCAGAUGUCUAUUUGGAUCAAAUCACAAAUACGUGAACAGUAUGUAGUUUUAAAAGUAAAUAAUAAUUCAGUUUACCACACAUGUAGGUGAUUAAUACUGUAACCAGCCAUCAAAUGUCUGAACCUAUACUGUACAUUAAUAAAACAAAGAUAGACUAGAUAGAUAGAAAGUGUAGAUGUAGCAAACAGUGAAAUAUCGCAGUGUAUCAUCAGGGCUGGUUCCGAUAUAUUCAGAUGAAGAUAUUACUCAUUGAUUCUGAAGCCGGUUGAUCAUAAACUGUUAAAGCUACUGUUCUUAUUGUGCUUACACUGUGAAUAACGAUGAUUAAUUUCAAGUUUGGAACCGACUAGAUGAUUAUUUUUAGUGAUGGGAUGUAAACAUGGGAGGACUCAGUGUUUGUGUGUUUGUAAAUCUCAGGUGUGUCAUUGAUGGAUCUGUCUUCUGAUUUUGAUUGGUUUUCCUUUUUUUCCCACUACAAAUAUUUUUUCUUUCCAGUUUUGGUUUUGAAAAAUAAAAAAAAUAUAUUUUUCUCUUCUUUUAUUUGUUUUCAAAUCACAAAUUAUAUCAGGGAUUAUCUGACGGUACAGGGACUGUGCUCAGUGAUGCUGUGGUUCAGAACUGAAUUAAAAAAUAUAAUGAUUGUAACAAAGCAGACCUCGAAAUGUGUCUUCUCAUGAGUCUGUGGAGAUAAACACAGAUCUGUUGUCUUCAGUGAGCUUCCUGUCUGUAACACAAAGGUCUCCUGAACCUGCUCUGAUCCCUUUAAGACUCUGCUGAAGAACAAAUGUGUGCAAAUGAAAUAAAACUCUGCUCCCUCAGGAACCAGCUCUGUGAUUCUGACUGAUUCAAACAAAUAA